Messenger RNA from Centruroides sculpturatus (bark scorpion), 5541 nucleotides. Its product is annotated as multidrug resistance-associated protein 4-like. Gene Ontology annotation, biological process: transmembrane transport. Gene Ontology annotation, cellular component: membrane. The transcript is spliced from 38 exons. Lineage: Eukaryota; Metazoa; Arthropoda; Arachnida; Scorpiones; Buthidae. Gene Ontology annotation, molecular function: ATP binding; ATP hydrolysis activity; ABC-type transporter activity. The record is from RefSeq and is a predicted model, not a curated record. Bases 61 to 5400 code for a protein of 1779 amino acids.
AUUUAAAAGCGAUGAGUAAUAAUAAUUCACAUACUGUAAGACAAUUUUCAAUAUCAUACGAUGGAUGAGGAAAAUCGCAGUAAUCCAUACGAUUCAGCUGGUGUGUUUUCUCGAAUUUUUUUCUGCUGGCUGUUUCCAUUAUUAUUGAAAGGAAGAAAAAGACCUUUGCAAGAGAACGAUUUAUAUGCAACUUCAAAGUAUCACUCCUCACAAUAUCUUGGGGAUCUUCUUCAGAAGGAAUGGGACAAAGAAAUAAAACUGGAAAAUCCAAGUUUGACGAAAGCCUUAUUAAGGUUUAUAGGAUGGAAAUAUAUGCUGUUAUGUCUACUUCCAGUUAUUCAGGAAGCUGUUUUAGUCCCUGUUCAAGCGUAUGUUUUAGGAUUGUUAGUAAAUUAUUUUGAUCAUGCAGAAGAAAAUAACAAACUACCCAUGUAUAUAACCAUAGUAGCAUUUUAUAUUUUAGCAGGGGUGUUUUUAUUAACAUUUCUUACUCAUCUUAUUAUAUCAGAAAUGUUAGGCAUGAAGAUAAAAAUAGCUUUUUCCACAGUAAUAUACAAAAAGGCAAUUCGAUUAAGUUCUUCGUCUUUGGCGAAAUCGAAUAUUGGCCAAAUGGUUAGUCUUCUUGCUAAUGAUGUCACCAAAUUUUAUUAUAGUACUAUGUAUUGCUGGCUGUUUCCAUUAUUAUUGAAAGGAAGAAAAAGACCUUUGCAAGAGAACGAUUUAUAUGCAACUUCAAAGUAUCACUCCUCACAAUAUCUUGGGGAUCUUCUUCAGAAGGAAUGGGACAAAGAAAUAAAACUGGAAAAUCCAAGUUUGACGAAAGCCUUAUUAAGGUUUAUAGGAUGGAAAUAUAUGCUGUUAUGUCUACUUCCAGUUAUUCAGGAAGCUGUUUUAGUCCCUGUUCAAGCGUAUGUUUUAGGAUUGUUAGUAAAUUAUUUUGAUCAUGCAGAAGAAAAUAACAAACUACCCAUGUAUAUAACCAUAGUAGCAUUUUAUAUUUUAGCAGGGGUGUUUUUAUUAACAUUUCUUACUCAUCUUAUUAUAUCAGAAAUGUUAGGCAUGAAGAUAAAAAUAGCUUUUUCCACAGUAAUAUACAAAAAGGCAAUUCGAUUAAGUUCUUCGUCUUUGGCGAAAUCGAAUAUUGGCCAAAUGGUUAGUCUUCUUGCUAAUGAUGUCACCAAAUUUUAUUAUAAUAUAUUUUCUUUAGCGUACGUCUUUGCCGAUCCUCUUAUAAUCAUUGCUGUAGUGGCUAUAUUAUGGCAGUAUUUCGGUUGGACUGUUUUAGUUGGAAUUUCAACAAUAUUUAUUUUUGUUCCCAUACAACUUAUAUUGGGAAAAGUGUAUUCAAAACUGAGAUUACAGAUAGCUAAAGCAGGAGACGAAAGGCUGAACCUACUUAACGAGAUGAUUGCUGGUAUGAGAUUAAUUAAAAUGUACACUUGGGAGAAGCCGUUUACUUUAUUAAUAGAGAAAGCCAGAAAGAGAGAAAUAAGGAAAGUGAAAAGGUCUUUGUAUCUUCGUGGAAUAGCUCAAGCAUUGUCAUAUUCUUUCUCCAAAUUAUUCUCUUGCCUUACUUUCCUGACUUUUUUCUUUUAUGGAGGUCAUUUAACUGCCCAAAUUGUAUUCGUCAAUAUGAGUUUAUCAAUUUGCCUCUUCCGCAGUAUUUUCUACAUGUUUUCGAUUGCUGUCACUCAAUUUGCAGAUAAUCUUACAUCAAUAAAGAGAUUACAAACAUCUUUGUUGAUGACAAUCUUGGGAGAAAUUCCUAUUUGUUCUGGAAAAGUAAUAGUAAAUGGAAAAAUCGCUUAUGCCUCCCAAGAAGCCUGGUUAUUCAACGGUACUAUCAGGGAAAAUAUAUUGUUUGGCGGCGAAUAUCGAGAAGAUAAAUAUAAUGAAGUUUUAUAUAUAACAGCACUCGAAAAGGAUAUUAGUUUAUUUCCUAAAGGAGAUCUGACACGCGUAGGAGAAAGAGGGACCACAAUGAGUGGUGGCCAAAAAGCUCGAAUUAAUCUAGCAAGGGCAUUGUAUCGGGAUGCCGACAUAUUUAUUCUAGACGAUCCGUUAAGUGCUGUUGACACGCCGGUAGCAAAACACAUAUUCGAAAAGUGUAUAAUGAAAUAUUUAUCAAAUAAAAUAUGUAUUCUUGUUACGCACCAAAUUCAUUUCUUACAAUACGCAACCAAAAUUUUAGUAUUAAAACAGGGAAACUGUGCAGCGUUGGGCGACUACAACAAAAUCAUGAACUCGGAAAUCAACUUGGGAAUUUCGGCAAACGAUGAAAAAUAUACUCAAAAAGAGAUGGCUGAAGAAGAAUUACUUAAUACAAAAGAUGUAGAUAUUUUUCAUAGCGUUGAAAUUGAAAACACCGCCAAUCACGUGAAUUUACACAUUUCAUUUAUUUUAAAAAAGCAUCAGUUAUAUCAAAGACAUUCGUCCUACUUAUUCAAUAGCACGAUUAAAGAUGAAACGGCGUUUAUUGAUACAAAAAAUAUAGAAAACUUUACACUAGCAGUAAACAACAGCAACGAAACCGGGGGUGAAGAUUUUCUUCAUAGACGUGAAAUUAACGUUUAUGUUUAUGUUGGACUGAUAUUCGGAUUGUUAGUCGUGACUUUUAUUUCCGUGUCAGUAUUCUACGAAAUGUCCAUGGCGGCAUCCAUUAAUCUUCACAAAAAUAUGUUUCGUUGCAUUAUUCGCACUCCAAUAACUUUCUUGGAUAUGAAUCCAAUAGGUAUUUUUAAGGAUGACGAUACAACUUUGAAAGCAAUAUCACUUGAUGUACAGGUUGGAGAACUGUUAGUUGUUGUUGGUUCUAUUGGAUCGGGAAAGACAUCUUUGUUGAUGACAAUCUUGGGAGAAAUUCCUAUUUGUUCUGGAAAAGUAAUAGUAAAUGGAAAAAUCGCUUAUGCCUCCCAAGAAGCCUGGUUAUUCAACGGUACUAUCAGGGAAAAUAUAUUGUUUGGCGGCGAAUAUCGAGAAGAUAAAUAUAAUGAAGUUUUAUAUAUAACAGCACUCGAAAAGGAUAUUAGUUUAUUUCCUAAAGGAGAUCUGACACGCGUAGGAGAAAGAGGGACCACAAUGAGUGGUGGCCAAAAAGCUCGAAUUAAUCUAGCAAGGGCAUUGUAUCGGGAUGCCGACAUAUUUAUUCUAGACGAUCCGUUAAGUGCUGUUGACACGCCGGUAGCAAAACACAUAUUCGAAAAGUGUAUAAUGAAAUAUUUAUCAAAUAAAAUAUGUAUUCUUGUUACGCACCAAAUUCAUUUCUUACAAUACGCAACCAAAAUUUUAGUAUUAAAACAGGGAAACUGUGCAGCGUUGGGCGACUACAACAAAAUCAUGAACUCGGAAAUCAACUUGGGAAUUUCGGCAAACGAUGAAAAAUAUACUCAAAAAGAGAUGGCUGAAGAAGAAUUACUUAAUACAAAAGAUGUAGAUAUUUUUCAUAGCGUUGAAAUUGAAAACACCGCCAAUCACGUGAAAGAAAAUGUUAAAGCAACAAAAGAAAAUGAAGAAAAGUCAUUUAAAUCGUUGGGAAUAUCUGUGUACAAAGCAUACGUUGAUGCCGGAGCUAAUUCCUUCUUCAAAAUUAUAAUAUUGUUUUUCUUAAUUGUAUCUCAAGCUGUUACGAAUGGUGGCGAUAUAUGGCUCUUAAAAUGGAUUAAAGAUGAAACGGCGUUUAUUGAUACAAAAAAUAUAGAAAACUUUACACUAGCAGUAAACAACAGCAACGAAACCGGGGGUGAAGAUUUUCUUCAUAGACGUGAAAUUAACGUUUAUGUUUAUGUUGGACUGAUAUUCGGAUUGUUAGUCGUGACUUUUAUUUCCGUGUCAGUAUUCUACGAAAUGUCCAUGGCGGCAUCCAUUAAUCUUCACAAAAAUAUGUUUCGUUGCAUUAUUCGCACUCCAAUAACUUUCUUGGAUAUGAAUCCAAUAGGAAAGAUAAUAAAUCGGUUUUCGAAGGAUAUGAUGAGUGUCGACGAAGUGUUAUCAUACUUGUUUCAGCAUGUAAUAAGGAUGAUCGCUCUUCUUCUUGGAAUAUUCGUUGUUGAAGCAAUCAUUAAUCUUUAUCUGCUGAUAUUUACUGUUAUUCUAACGAUUGUAUUUUAUUUCCUAUGGACGUUCCACACUCGAGCGUUAAAAAGCAUAAAAUAUUUGGAAGGAAAAGCAAGAAGUCCCGUAUUUUCUCAUCUUAGCGCAACACUUUACGGAUUGACCACCAUCAGAGCUUUCAAAGUAGAAAACAAUUUCAAAAUUGCAUUUAAUGAGUUUCAAGAUAAACAUACAGCUACGUGGUUUCUUUACGUAGCAUUAAAUAGUUGGAUUUCAAUAUAUGGUGAAUUAAUUUGUUUUAUAAAUCUUCUAAUUAUUAUCGUUAUGUUGGACGUGAUGAAACCCACAGAAAAUGCAGGAAGCAAAGUUGGACUGGCAUUAAAUUAUGGAAUAUUGAUGUUUUUAUAUUAUCCGUGGCUUGUUAGACAAACGUCUGAGAUCGAUUACCAAAUGAAUUCUGUUUCACGUAUACUGAAUUACAGCAAGCUAAACUCAGAAGCGGCAUACGAGUCUUCUCCUGAUAAACAGCCACCCCUCGAAUGGCCCAAGAGAGGAGAAAUUAAAUACGACAACGUUUCCUUACAAUAUUCAAAGGAUAAACCAGCAGUUUUAAAAGAAUUAACAUUUCACAUUAAUCCAGGGGAAAAAAUAGGAAUUGUUGGACGAACAGGAGCAGGAAAGAGUUCUCUAAUAGCGGCUUUAUUCCGUUUGAUAGAACCAACAGGUAAAAUUACAAUCGAUGGAAUUAAUACUAAAGACAUCGGUCUUCGAGAUCUGCGCAGCAAAAUGUCAAUAAUUCCACAAGAUCCGGUAUUAUUUACCGGUCCUCUGCGCAGAAACAUCGAUCCUUUUAAUGAAUACUCAGAAGAAAUCUUGUGGCAAGUAAUAGAAGAGGUACAAUUAAAACAAGUGGUUGGAAAAUUACCUGGAGGACUGGAUACAAUUUUGAUGGAAGGAGGGCGUAAUUUUAGCGUUGGUCAAAGACAAUUGAUAUGUCUAGCCAGGGCAGUUCUUCGUCAAAACAAUAUUCUUGUAUUGGAUGAAGCAACAUCGAACAUGGAUAAAAUCACGGAUUCUUUAAUACAGAAAAUCAUUCGGGAAAAAUUCAAAUUGUGUACAGUAUUGACAAUAGCUCAUCGACUGAACACCAUUAUUGAUUCAGAUAGAGUGCUGGUUUUAGAUGCUGGAGAAAUUCAAGAAUUUGACAAGCCGCAUGUACUGCUGAAUAACGUCAGGGGUAUUUUCUAUAACCUGGUUAUGAAAACGGGACGAACAUCAAUGAAACAACUUUGCGAAAUUGCUAAAGAUGAAUAUUUCUUAAAGGAGAGUGUUCUAAAAACGAAAUUAUAAAAUAACUGAUCUACGUUCUGUUUGCUUUAGGAGUGGCUACUCGAGAAAUUAACGUAAUUUAAUAGAUUUUUACACAGGUCGUAUUAAUGAAAGGGAUUUCGUAUUUGUAUUUUAUAAAAAGUCAUUUAAUUUAUAAUUUUU